AAUAGCAGGCAUUUUACCCAUCAAUUAUUUCUCCCUUUUUUAUUUUUUUAUUAAAAAAAAAAAAGUCUCCCAAGUCUUACAAACACAAAGAUGGCUAAUAUUCGAGCACAUUUCAUAUCGUUCCUUCUCGUCGCUAUAAUGCUAAAUCCCGAUUUAUACAAUGUUGAAUCUCGAUUAUUACCAUUGAAGAAAUCGGAUUUGCAAUCAGAGGAGGCGAUUCAGCCUUUCAAGUCCGUGCCAAGCCCUGGAAUUGGACAUCAACUUUAUAAUCUCGAAAAUAAUUUAAUUUCGAUCGACAAAUCGGGCCCAAGUCCAGGCGCAGGACAUCCAAUAAUUAACAGUUUCGACAAAGAAAUGGGUUCGGUCGACAAAUCGGGCCCAAGUCCAGGCGCAGGACAUCCAAUAAUUAACAGUUUCGAUAAAGAAAUGAGUUCGGUCGACAAAUCAGGCCCAAGUCCAGGCGCAGGACAUCCAAGAAUUAACAGUUUCGACAAAAAAAUGGAUUCGGUCGAUAAAUCGGGCCCGAGUCCAGGCGAAGGACAUCCAAUAAUUAACAGUUUCGACAAAAAAAUGGAUUCGGUCGACAAAUUAGGCCCGAGUCCUGGCGAGGGCCACAAACAUGUUCCGGUGCAGCUCGUUUAUAAAAAUAAGCCAUAAGUGCUUAAAUUAAUUAUUCAUUCUAUGGAUAUCAAUCGAUGAUUAUUUUCAUCAUAAAAACAAAAAAAAAGCAAAAAAAAAAAUUAUAUUU
Messenger RNA from Erythranthe guttata (spotted monkey flower), 748 nucleotides. The record is from RefSeq and is a predicted model, not a curated record. NCBI's taxonomy places the organism in Eukaryota, Viridiplantae, Streptophyta, Magnoliopsida, Lamiales, Phrymaceae.